Nicotiana attenuata is the source of this 2817-nucleotide messenger RNA. Its product is annotated as chalcone--flavonone isomerase. Gene Ontology annotation, molecular function: chalcone isomerase activity. The transcript has 5 exons. Lineage: Eukaryota; Viridiplantae; Streptophyta; Magnoliopsida; Solanales; Solanaceae. Gene Ontology annotation, biological process: flavonoid biosynthetic process. The coding region runs from base 26 to 760 and encodes 244 amino acids. The record is from RefSeq and is a predicted model, not a curated record.
AAGUAAAAUCAAAAAGUAGAGAGCAAUGGAGUCCAUUACCAUUGAGAAUUACGUGUUCCCAUCAACAAUGGUGAAGCCUCCUGGUUCUACGAAUUCCUUUUUCCUUGCCGGCGCAGGAAAUAGAGGUUUGGAGAUUGAAGGGAAGUUUGUGAAGUUCACUGCGAUCGGCGUCUACAUGGAAGAGACUGCUCUUCCUUUUCUCGCCACUAAAUGGAAAAGCAAAAGCUCUGAGGAGUUGGCUAAUUCACUCGACUUUUUCAGGGAUAUCGUCACAGGUCCCUUUGAGAAAUUCACUCGAGUGACUAUGAUCUUGCCUUUGACGGGUAAGCAAUACUCAGAGAAGGUGGCAGAAAAUUGUGUUGCCCAUUGGAAAGCAAUAGGAACCUACACCGAUGCAGAGAGUCAGGCCAUUGAAAAGUUCCUCAACAUUUUCCAGAAUGAAACCUUCUCCCCGGGUGCCUCCAUCCUUUUUACUCAAUCACCUGUUGGGGCAUUGACGAUUAGCUUCAUUAAAGAUGAUUCAGUUACUGGCACUGGAAAUGCUGUUAUAGAGAACAAACAAUUGUCUGAAGCAGUGCUGGAAUCCAUAAUUGGCAAACAUGGAGUUUCCCCUGCAGCAAAGUGUAGUAUCGCCGAAAGAGUGUCAGAACUAUUCAAAAAGAGCUACGCCGACGCGUCAGUUUGUGAAAACCCAGGAAUUGAGAAAUCCUCCGACCCAGUGAUUGAGGAGAAACCUACCAUUCCAGAAAUUGGAGUCUAGUUAGGACAACAAAAAAGGUUAUAGUGCUGAAACUCCUUUGUCAACUGAGCCUGAUGUUGUCAAUGUUGCAUGAGUAUACUAGAGGAAUGAUUUAGCCUAUGCUUUUCUAGCUUCUCUACUAUGUAGUAGUAUUCAACAAGGUCCCAUCUUUGAAACUGUAUUAGCUAUGUAAUGUGGGAGGCUCAACGUGCCUUUUGAUGAAUUUAAAUCAUUAUUUAUCAAAAUAUGUUCUUACCAAUUGGAGCAGUGAGCAAUAUGGGGCUGCAGCUGUGAUAAUAUAUUCGUAUCCAUUCCAUAUUAAAAUAUGUUCAUACCCAUUUAUCAAGAUAUGUUCUGGAAUGUUUUUCAAUGUUUGGAUGGAAAUAUUUAUCAAAAGUUAAUAAUACUAUUAGCAAACUAAGAGUGUUUUGAUAAUAGUUUUUGAGUAUGGAAAUGACUUCCGCCCAUAAGUAAUGGAAGUCACUUUCACCAUUGUUGUGUUGUCUUCUUCUCAAAUAUCUUUGUCCCUGUAGGCAUUAAACACCCAAUAAAAGUACUCUCUGUUUUACUUUAGGUAUCCUAAGUUGUUUUUAACCUGAACCAAUCGUAGAGAAGUGUUUUACCAUUAUAUAUACAAGGUACUUGUUAAAGUAGGAUCGAGAUCUUUCAAAUAAUUAAGCUUUGGUUGCAUAAGAUGCAGUACAUUUUCAACAAUUCGAUGGUGAAAAUUUACAGGAGUAGUUUAGUUGGGACAGAGGAGUAGUAAAGUUGCCGCUAGAUUUGGAAUGAGUGAUUUGUCGAUUUCUUUGCAUGUCUACUUAUAUCUGGGUACUUGUCUCUAUAGCUGCAAGUAGUAAUUACAUCAUUCUGCUGUGGGAUAGUCCUUUAUAUGAAAACUUUUUGAUAAAGAAUGCAGGUCAAUCUUGAAUUUUUGAGAAUUUUUGGGCCGGCCAGUUUGGCUGUAGGAUUAAAAGGAGUGAACUUGAUCCUGGUUUCCAAUUGGGGAAUGUUUUCUGCAGAAUGCACAUUAAGGUGCCUUUGAUAUGUCAUUCUAUGAGAGCGCAGGAGAAUAUCCUAUAAUUCUGUUGAAUUAUCGUCUGUGCUUUUCAAGAAAUUAGUGAUUAGAUAUCAAUCGAGCUCCUAAGUAAAUAGGGGUUCUUUUCUCAAAAGGAGAGUAGUUCUGAAGGUGGUGUUCAGUAAAGAGAAAUAUUUAAAGAAAGAUCCUAGUUUAUCUCAUUCAAAUCUUGCUUUCUCGUCACAGAUAGUAUGCGUAAGUAAUUUUUUUUAUAAUAUGAUUAUUUUGGAGGUUUGUGGUGCUGAAAUGUCUAGGUUUAUACGUGCUAAGUAUCCAGAGGGGAUAAUUUUCCAUCUUGCUCUAUUUAUGCAUUGGAAUCUAUUUUAUGCAGGGGACUCAUAAUUGUGAAGCUACAACGUGGACAGGAGUUAAGGCCAAGAGCAAUGUCACGGAAAGGAAUUGGCAAAGAUCAUUCGAAAUGGUAUCCUGCAGCAACUGCGACUUUCUGGUAUGAACCAGAGAUCUACAUCAAUGAAGGCAUGACGGAAACCUUAACUCUCUAGGAGAAAAGAUGAUUAGUAGAAAGUAGUCCCAUGAAAGUCUUUGACAUUGACCCUGAAAACAAAUAGGUCAAUUGUGGUUGAACCUGUGGCAUAUACUUAGGAUGAUGCGGUGCUCAAGAAAGCUAAAGCCAUGGGAAAACCGGGGCUCAUAGAGAUACAUGUCAAGGAAGACAGUUUUAUUUUCGUUGCUGAAUCAACUGGUGCAAUUAAAGCUUCACAAUUGGUACUCAAUGCAGUAGAAGCACUGAAGCAGAAGUUGGAUGCAGUACCCUGUGAGAGGAGACGACACUGUGGAAGCAGACGAUCAGUUUGGAGAGUUGGGGGCACAUACGACGGGGGUAAAACCUCAUUGGCUAGUUAAAACUGUCAAUGUUGAUUUAUUUCUUGUAAGCACAAGUCCUCUUUGAACUACUUUAACCAUUUUCCAUUUAGGACUUCCCUUGACUGGUGGUGGAAAUGUAGGAGACUCUUUCUGUUUGUUAAAUGAAUAUGGUUUUUUU